ACGGCCGUAUGUGACAUAGCGUAUGUGAAGUUCAGCAGACGUGCGGUGACUGAUGACGACGCCGUCGGCGCGGAUGACGUGUGCACAGAUGACGUCACAUGCGACGUGACAAUAGCCGCAUUGCCGCGUGACGUCAGCUGUGAGACUCUCAGAGACUCGAGUGACGUCACGGCUCAAACAAAUAUGGCUGCCGUUGCUAGUAUGGAUGCACGAGGAUGUGGUCUACCGCUUGCAGUAUUCGAAAAGGGCUAUCUGUGCCUGCCCUAUCUCUCGCUGCCCUACUUGGAUCUUCUCUCGGACGACAAUGUGAGAGGAUAUGUGGUGGGGGCGACCAUGUACUAUUCAACAAAAGAAGAACUCGCCGAUGACACUGGCAAGGAAGCAAGGACACCGCAGCAGGAUGUGUUUGUGGACGGAGUUGGCUGGGAGGGAGGUGAUGAAUGGAUUAGAGCUCAGUUCCACGCCUACAUGCUCUGUCUACUUCGCACGUCUCUGCUGCCAGAUGGAAGCCGUGAGCUGGACCAUUUCAACGCCUCGUUUGUGUCAGCCUUUCGACGCACGCACAGCUACCAGCAGUGGAUGGCCGAGCUGAGUGGUGACACACCCUCCCUGUGGCAGUUGUCACCCGGUCACCCAUUCGCCGGCGGCUCACAGCUCAGUGUCGCCGAUAUGCGACUGCGCAUCUCUCAUACGAUGCAAAACACGGAAGGAGGGAGAAAACUGAAUCAAGCCAUGGUUAGCACGGGUCGGGCAGUGGCCACUACUGGAAGAGCUGUUGGUGGAGCGAUAUCGCAAGCCAAGGGAGCCCUUUCCAGCUGGUGGUCAAAUUUGACAACCGCCCAAAGCCCCACAGACGGGUUGACGCCUGGGGCGUUCCAAGAGGAGGGUAUCAUACAGCCAGGGGGUGAGAAAAAUGAUGCGCCGUCUCUAGAAAAUAAUUGUCAACCAGGGGUUGAUAGAAAUGAAACGUCGUCUUUUAAGAAUAAUUGUGAGCCAGGGGGUGCCAAAAAUGGAGCGCCGUCUCCAGAAAAUGAUUGUCAGCCAGGGGGUGAUGAAAAUGAUAGUCUGCCACUUGAGAACGGAUUGAAAUCAGCUGAUGAGGAGGACAAAUCAAGGUCAAAUCAUACGAUGACGUCAUCAAAGAUUUUGCAAGUCUGAUGUGGCAUAGUGGAGUAAAGAUAUAUGAAACAUCAAUUUUUAAUUUCAAUCUACUGUGUGAGGUUCACGUUAUAAGUCAGUGGAAAUGAUAGGACAACAGAGUUGCCGAUUCUCUGCGUUACCACCGCCUUCUAUAGUAGAUAGAUGUGAUUCAAGUUAUCCCCCUGUAUCUGAUCUGAUAUUAAUUGUAGAUUCUUUUUAAUAAUUCUGUCAAAUAUCAUAAUUUAUGCGUAAGGAAAUAUAAUUUCCUAUGAUUUAAUACAAUAAAUUUUCAUAGUUGAGAUGAAAUAUGUAGGUAGUUGAUUAUGAUUGUUCAUAAUCUAGAAAAUAUUUGGCAAUGUAGGUAGAAGAGGAUAGAGCUAUCUGCUUUGUGGAAUGAUAGACGAGGAUAGCAACACCAAUGUUAAUCAGGUGCUGACUUUAUAACGUGGACCUCACUACAGUUUCUAAUGUGUUUUCUUCUGAAGAAAUUGUAUUUCUUGUCCAUUACCUCAAUAAAAAUUUUGUUACUAAAAUUAUUUCAGAAAAAUAUGUUAAUGCAUACAAUACAUUUUUGUUAACUUUGCGUUAAUUUUUCCAUCGUUUUUUUCAGUCAAUGCUAAUUUAAAAUUACUGCAAAAUGUUUUCUAAAAUUAAUUUCUCAUUUUAUCUAAGAUGUAAAUAUACAAGCAAAAUUAAAAUACUCUGUACCUAUCUCGGACUAUGUGUAACCUUGUCUAAAUUUGGGAGAGGAAUAGCACAAGGUUACCUUAUUUUUUCUCUCCCUAUCAUUUUGAUGAUGUACUUAUUGUAUCAAUCAAUGAAGAAUUGGCGGAGUUGAAUAUACUCCUAUACAUAUGGGGAAAGUAACCCCCGUUACACGUACCGGCGGUUAAA
Nilaparvata lugens (brown planthopper) is the source of this 2034-nucleotide messenger RNA. Its product is annotated as late secretory pathway protein AVL9 homolog. Gene Ontology annotation, cellular component: cytoplasm. Lineage: Eukaryota; Metazoa; Arthropoda; Insecta; Hemiptera; Delphacidae. The annotation marks the transcript as partial. The transcript is spliced from 7 exons. The record is from RefSeq and is a predicted model, not a curated record.